GCAUUCAAUGCAGUGACUAGUUUUUCUGGAAAUACUAUUAUCUGCUAUUUCUGUUUCCCAUUCUUCUACAUUCCUUUUUUAUUCUCUUCCUCUGUUAAGAUUGAACUACCCACACAAUCCUUGAUAUACUACUUUUCCUUGCUUCUAAUGUUGAAGGCCAACUAAGAAUUUCCCUAAUUUUCUUAUUUCUUAUUUUAUUUUCUUGCAGUUCUAGGGUGAACAUUUGAAUGUGGAGUACUUAGAACAAGAAUUUCUCAGCUCGGAGGCCUUAAGAUUUGAAGAAGAAGAAAGUACAAACUUCUCUACUCCAAGUUUAGAAGACAAAAUGCCAUUUCUCCAGAUGCUUCAAAGUGUAGAAACCCCAUCACUUUUCCCUUUCAAAGAACCCAACUUUCAGACACUUUUGAGACUCCAACACCUGAAAAAACCAUGGGAUGUAAUAAACCCUUACGUCUCUGAAAUGGAAAACCAAAUCCAAGUCUUAGAACUUGAAAGUUGCAUCACCCAAGAAAUAUUAGACUUGCAUUCACCGGUGAAAUCACAAUCAGAAACCAAAGACCUCCAAAACCCACAUUCAACUUCAUGCCUGGAAGGUGCGAGCUCAGAAUCCAACCAAGACCAACCCAACUCGGUAGAAAUCACUCACCCUAACCCACAAACCAGGCCUAAACACACCCAGUUCUCGAAAUCCCUUCCAGUCACUCGAGAAAGAAGAAAAAGAAAGCGAACAAAACCAACCAAGAACAAAGAAGAAGUAGAGAGCCAACGCAUGACCCACAUUGCAGUUGAACGCAACCGCAGACGUCAAAUGAACGACCAUCUCAAUGCUCUCCGUUCUCUCAUGCCUCCAUCUUACGUCCAAAGAGGUGACCAAGCAUCCAUUAUUGGGGGUGCAAUAGACUUCGUGAAGGAACUUGAGCAACUUUUACUAUCCCUUGAAGCCCAAAAGAGAAUGAGAAUGGAAAAAACCACCGUAGAGGGUUAUGAUAGCACCACGUCAAGUAGCUCCACCGACAAGGCAAACGGACUUUUGGCAGUGAGGCCACAAAUUGAAAAUUGUGACGGGGAAGUGAAAGGCGAGAACAAGUCAAGUGGGGCAAAGAUUGAGGUGAUUGUGAUACAAAAUCAUGUUAACCUCAAGAUUCAGUGUCCAAGGCGACCUGGUCAGUUGUUAAAAGCCAUUGUUGCACUUGAAGAUCUUAGGCUUACAUUUUUGCACCUCAAUAUUACUUCCUCCCAAACUACAGUUCAUUACUCUUUCAAUCUCAAGAUAGAGGAUGAGUGUAAGAUAGGGUCGGCGGAUGAGAUAGUGGCAGCAGUUCAUCAAAUAUUCAGUUACAUCAACGCUAGCUGAUUGGUGAAAAAAGUUGAGAUUAUUGGUUAGGAAGUGUGGAGCGGGUAGAGGUAGAAAAGAUGAAGAAAAAUGGAAAUGGAGAGGAGAGGAAGUAUUGUUGAAGCGUGAAGGGUGUAGUUGUUGUAGCAAAAGAGGUUGCAUUGCGGAACAAAGCAUAUGAUGUUUACGGCUGAACCUAAAAGAAGUUGCUUUGUUUGUUAAUUAUAAGAAAUUAAAAUAAAUAUGUUUAGUGUAAUGUAAUGUAUGUAAUUUUGUUAGUUAGCAAAUCUAUUAUUUAGGUUGUGGUUGUGGGUGAGAGAGAAUAGAUGGGACCGCAUAUCCUGCCCUGGUUGAACUUGAAUAUCUAAUUCUCAUGAUUACAAAUUGUGAAUGAUGCUUCUCUUUUUGUAUUGA
This is a messenger RNA of Pistacia vera, 1747 nucleotides long. RefSeq names its product transcription factor bHLH70-like. Gene Ontology annotation, biological process: regulation of transcription by RNA polymerase II. The record is from RefSeq and is a predicted model, not a curated record. Gene Ontology annotation, molecular function: RNA polymerase II cis-regulatory region sequence-specific DNA binding; DNA-binding transcription factor activity, RNA polymerase II-specific; protein dimerization activity. The coding region runs from base 326 to 1354 and encodes 342 amino acids. Lineage: Eukaryota; Viridiplantae; Streptophyta; Magnoliopsida; Sapindales; Anacardiaceae. The transcript is spliced from 3 exons.